CAUGACUGUGUUUUUAUGAAUGAAAAGAAUCCGCGGGUGAGUAAUCGCGGGGAGCGGGGCUGGAGGCGCCGCCCGACGCCCCGACCCGGCAGCGGCCCCGCGGGGACCAGCGCAGCCGCCCGGGCCGACGCGAGGCAAGGAUGGCUGCGGACGGACUCUCCAGCAAAGCCCUGAAGGUGAAGCGGGAGCUGGGGGAAAACACGCCGCUGCUGUCGGACGAGGAGCUGAUGGGGCUGUCGGUGCGGGAGCUCAACCACCACCUGCGGGGCCUCUCCAAGGAGGAGGUGGCGAGGCUGAAGCAGCGCCGGCGGACGCUGAAGAACCGGGGUUACGCUGCCAGCUGCCGGGUGAAGCGCGUCUGCCAGAAGGAAGAGCUGCAGAAGCAGAAGAUGGAGCUGGAGUGGGAGGUGGACAAGCUGGCCCGGGAGAACGCCGCCAUGCGCCUGGAGCUCGACACCCUCCGCGGCAAGUACGAGGCCCUGCAGGGCUUCGCCCGCACCGUGGCCGCCCACGGGCCCCCCGCCAAGGUGGCCACCGCCAGUGUCAUCACCAUCGUCAAGUCCGGCACCAACCAGGCUGCCUAUUCCUAGUGCUGGCCCCCUUCCCCUGGCUGGGCACAGCCCCCCACCCCGUUCCUCCCCCCUCCCCGGGGCGCCUUCCCCCCACGAAUUGCCUCUCGUACCCUCCCUGACCCUCCUCCCUGCUGGGACCUGUGCCCCAAAUCCUCCUUCUCCCAUCCCUUGACCUCCAGCCCUCCUGUGUAGGGAGGGCUGCCGCAGCAUGGGUGCUGGGGUGGAGGACAGGACCCCACCGGUGGUGCCUGAAGCCCUUACUGCCCCCUUCCCUCCAAUCCAGCCCCCUCCUCUGCUGCAGCCCCCCGGGCCGGGCACCCCUUGCCCUGGGGGGUGCAGGCAGGAGAGGAGGAUCCGGUGCAGGCAGCGGUUGGGGAAGCAUCCCACGGCUCCAAGCUGGCAGGAAAACACCAGGUGCCUCUUUUUUUGGGGGAGGGCACAGGGGAGCUGAGUGCGGGCUGGGUGUUCCCAGGAGCACGUACCAGGGAGGAACAGGAGGUGGGGAGAGGUUUUGCAGCAAGGGGUGGGAAGGGAUAGGAUGGAGAUGGGGUGUCAGCAUUGGCCCCACAACUUGGACCAUGGCUGGAGCAGGGGGAGAGGUGGCGGCACGGCUGGAGACUCUGGGGAUGGAGGUGGCGAGGGAAGGUGGCAGGUGAGAGGGGGAGAGAGAGCGACUGCAGGUUGGUGCUGGGUAUGAGUGAGCGGGAUGGGAAAGCGCCGUGGCAGCCUGUGGCACUGGGGGAGCCCAGAGGUGAUGGUGAUGGAGGGAGGUCCCUCGGGCAGGGGAGAGCUGGGGGAUGUGAGCGGCGGGUCGGCCCAGGCUGUUGUCCGCAAAGGGGAGAAGCAGUGGUGCUUUUUUAUCUCUCUCCAUCACACACAUCCUUCACGCCUCUUCCUGCCUACGGGACGCUCAGCCUGGCCGGGUGUCUCCAAAACACAGCGGCGCUGGCAGGAAGGAAGCGGAGGCAGCUGGAGCAGAGAUAAACACUGUUUUGCUCAGCACAGGCCGGCUUGUACGGCCCCACCAAGCGCUCCCCGGCACCCCACCGCCUACAAAGCCCACGGAAAGGUGCUCUUGGCCACCAGAGAGCCAGAGCUGCAGAGGCAGAGGGGUGGAGAUGCAGGAGGUGGGAAGCAGGGGCGGAGAAAAUCCCUGCUCCUGGGAGCCACCUGGCAGGCAGGUAGGCUCCUCCCUUUGGUUUUCCUCCAGCUUGGACACCAGUGUGGGACAGCCAGCUCUACCAGCAGGCUGAAAUGCUGGAAAAGAGUUGGGUUUGCUAAAUACAGGCAGCACGGGAGAGGUAACAGGAGGCAGACCCUCCUUGGCAUCUGUCGAUGACCCCCCCCACACACACCCCAACACUUUCUGCCCCUGCGUGGGUAUUGCCGUGCCAGCCGCCCUCGGCUGCAGCCCCCAUCCCUCCCCUGAGAGGUGCCCGCCGCUUGUGGAGGGGCCACUGUGGUUAGCAUCCCCCCACCCCAACUCCUCUUGGGUUUAUUUAUUGCACGAACGUAAGUUAUUUUCACGUCCUCUUUGCCAUUCCGCCUCUCGGCACAGCCAGGAUGUUGGUACAGAGCCGUACUUUAUAUUUUAUAUAUGCAAAUCACAUUUUAUCUUAUACUUAUAUAGAGCAAAAUAAAAUACUUAUUUAUUUUCUGACUUACAGUAUGUGUCCUACCCGAUUCCUCUGUAUUUUGUAGACUUUACAAAUAAAGCAAGUUCUUUUUUUUCCACAG
Molecule: messenger RNA, 2309 nt
Organism: Tyto alba (common barn owl)
Lineage: Eukaryota; Metazoa; Chordata; Aves; Strigiformes; Tytonidae
Gene: MAFF
Product: MAF bZIP transcription factor F
Exons: 3
Coding region: 141-590 (149 amino acids)
Biological process (GO): regulation of epidermal cell differentiation; regulation of transcription by RNA polymerase II
Cellular component (GO): nucleus
Molecular function (GO): RNA polymerase II cis-regulatory region sequence-specific DNA binding; DNA-binding transcription factor activity, RNA polymerase II-specific
Source: RefSeq, a predicted model, not a curated record